This is a messenger RNA of Trachymyrmex septentrionalis, 2435 nucleotides long. Its product is annotated as nose resistant to fluoxetine protein 6-like. The transcript has 13 exons. NCBI's taxonomy places the organism in Eukaryota, Metazoa, Arthropoda, Insecta, Hymenoptera, Formicidae. The record is from RefSeq and is a predicted model, not a curated record. Bases 213 to 2321 code for a protein of 702 amino acids. Gene Ontology annotation, molecular function: acyltransferase activity, transferring groups other than amino-acyl groups.
UUAUUCAUCGGGAUAAACGUGUCUUCUUUAUCUCGGCAAAGAAAAUAAUUCUAGAUCUGUGCAUUAAUGAAAUUCUUUACGUAAGCAAAACAUUCUUUACACUUCACUCUAUUGUAUUUCUGAAAUUGAUCACUUCAUGGUCGGGAACGAUAUAGAUCACAGUUUGCAUUAACGGGGAAGUAAAAGUGAUUGUAAUUUUUGAAUUCAAAAACAUGCAUUAUAUCGCAUUUAUUUCGUAUAUCUGCUAUUUCGCCACGUUAUUCUGCGUUUCUGCACAAUUUCACAGUUCUACCGAGAACAAUAUUAUUCAUUUAUUACCCGCCUAUGCUGUCGCUUCGAGAGCUAGUCUUCUCGGUUCGGCAACAUGUGCAACGGAAUUACGAGAUUUCCUAGACGCUGUCAAUCAACGGAUACUGUGGGGUUUAAAAACAUUGGAUUCCAGUGGCGAACUCAAAUCAGGUUUCCUUUAUGGAAAUAAUUUUUGGCUGGGCAGUCGUAGUCAAUGCCUCGAUAUAAUGAACAGGAGUCCCUUCGAGAUCGCAAAACGGCACAUAUUAAAUAACACGCGAUACCGCGAUCCGCAGAAUGAGUUUCCACCUUUCCAACUGAAUUACUUUGUUGCCUACAUUAGACACAACAGUACUCUUCAGUAUCACAUCAAUAUGUUUACUGAAGAUCUGAUUACGCUCGGCCUCUGUUUGCCCGCAUCUUGUUCCACGAAUAAUAUAAGUUUCAUUCUAGAAGGUAUAUUUCGAGACAGAAUUCUUUUAGUCAAUGAUCUGUAUUCCGUGGAUCUCAACCUGAUCCAGGUAAAAGACUUAAAGGAUGAUCACCAAUGGCUGUUAAAUGGUGCGAUACCUUUCAUAUGUAUUGCUCUAGUGCUUACCUUUGCCAUGAUGAUAAGCGGUACGAUAUACGAUAUAUUCAUUUAUCAAACAUAUUUAAAGGCAAACACUAAAACUGUCGUUAAAAAUGCGGUCGAGGAGAUGCAAAUGACAGAUUUGUCGUCAUCAUGUAAGAAAAAUAGAUUCGCGGAUAUACUAAUGUGUUUCUCCAUUUACACAAAUACGAAGAUGCUAUUUAACACAAAACUGGACACCGAAGCAAUAGCUGUCGUUCACGGCAUAAGAUUUCUGUCCAUGGUUUGGCUAAUUAUAUUGCAUAGCAUACUUUUCACGAUAGAAUAUUUUGACAAUAAAAUAUGGACGUUGAGAUUGGCCGAAGGUGUCUUCAUUCAAGUAUUCAGCAACUCAACCGUAUCGGUUGACACUUAUUUCUUUUUAAGCGGACUUUUAUUGACUUACACGUAUCUAAAGAAUAAAAUAGACAAGGAACGAACUAAUCCGAUUAAUUACAAAGAGAAGAUAAACAAAUUCUUUGUCAGCAUAAUGAAGAGAUAUAUCCGGUUGACACCGGCUUAUGUAAUGAUGAUAGGAAUAGCGCAAUUGAUCUCAUCUUGGUACGAUAAGACUUCGCAAUUUUACAUUGAGGAGAGACAGCACGAAAUUUGCGCAAAAUACUGGUGGAGAAAUGUCUUGUACAUACAUAAUCUGUUUGGUGUUAAUACGAUGUGCUUGACCUGGAGUUGGUAUCUAUCCAACGAUAUGCAAUUCUAUAUAAUCGGUCUGGCGCUUUUAAUUCUGUCAACUGUAUAUUUUUACGCGGUUGUUGUCAUACUGGGUACAAUUUUGAUAGUCUCGGUUAUAUCAAGCGGUUAUACCUCAUACAUUUAUGAAUAUGUUCCGACUAUAGACGAACAGCACAGACUUGUAGAUGUCUUAUAUAUCCCACCAUGGAUUCGAAUUGGUCCAUACAUUAUUGGAAUGGUUACAGGUUACAUUAUAAGAAGAUUUAAUAAAAAAAUAGCUUUGAAAAAGAUUAUUGUAAUUUUAUGUUGGACUCUUGGUGCUGCUUGCAACAUUUUGGUGUUAUUUGGCCUUUACAAACGACAAAUAUCCGUUCUGUCUACUGCUAUCUAUGUUGCAUUAAGUAGAACAGUUUGGGCCAUAGGCAUAGCAUCGAUUGUAAUAAUGUGUUGUACUGAGCAUGGAGACAUUGUUAAGAAGCUCUUAUCAUGCAAAAUCUGGAUUCCUCUUAGCAGACUUACAUACUGCGCUUAUCUUUUAAAUCCUUUUAUCAUACGUUCGAUUAGUCUGCAUAGUGAAAUAUCUGUUCAUUUCGAAUUUCUGUCCGUAGCCGCUACAGUCAUAGGAUACUUGGUGAUUAAUUAUUUCUGUGCAUAUGCAUUGUAUUUAAUGGCAGAGUCACCGUAUAUCCUAUUAAUGCAAAUGUUCAGCCAAUCUCAACAGAAAAAGAAAUAAGAUUAUAAUUUCGCAUACAUGAUUGCGAUAAAAAUACUGUAAUAUUGUAAUAAUUGUAAGUAAAAUUCAAUAAAACAAAAUUGAAUUUUAGACAUUGUCCCUCUAUACAUUUGU